GAAAUUACCGCCGUCACCGAAAUUUCUCAAACACCGGAAAGCCACCACCAAUAGCAAUGAGUUCAACCAGGAUAGCCAACUUUUUGCCACUCUUGAUUUAGCAAAGUCAUCUGGUUUCCCUUGGCCCUCCGUUUCCUAACUCUUUCUAUCGCUUUCUGUUGUCCUGCCUGUAGCGAUCUUGGCACCGCCGACCAUCGAAAAACAGCGACGCGACUGACUAUGGCGAUGCGCAACUCGUCCCUCUUGUCUUUGCGAUUCGUUAGACCUCUGAUUAUCGGCAAACAAUGUGUGCGAUGCUUUCAUAAACAUGCGGCUACACCUUCUGUGCCUUCACCGACACCAUUUGUCCCCGAUGUCCCUACAUUUCUUACGUUGAUCGGCCGUGGCAUGUCUAAGCAUGCGAGUAAGCUGCCUUCGUGGGAGAAACUGUUCACCCUUAGUUCCACUGAGCUGCGGGAUCUGGGUAUCGAGCCGCCCCGCCAACGACGUUACCUACUUCGAAAAAGGGAGAAGUUUAGGAAUGGAGAUUUUGGCCCUGGUGGUGACCUGGAACAUGUAGUCGAUGGUACAGCGCAGUUACGAGUUGUUGAAGUCCCAUUGGUCCCUAAAGAUUCAAGAAAAGGCGUUCAAGCCUCAGAUUCCUCAAAAUCGUCGGCGACUUUGUCUCCGGGGAUGCGGAAAGUGAUUGUCAAUCUGCCACCGGAUGCUCCAGAAUAUACGCAUGAUCCAUCGAAACCGCUGAAAAAGUUCGCGCACAUGAAGAUUCAUCGUGGCUCCAUGCUUAGGGGUCCGUUCCUACAGCCAAUCAAAGGCACAGAUAACUGUGCAGCUCUAAUAAAAGUCCAGGAGGGCAUGUGGGAGGACAAGUUGGGACACAAGGUCGAUGGUGGUGAAAGGAGACGUGCUGAGGUUAGGGCCAAGAAGAGGAGCGAAGAAAGGCGCAAAGGAACAGCAUGAAGCAAGAUGUGAACGAUGGUAGAUAACUGCAUUGCCAUUGCCUUAUCUGUAUAAUAGUUUUAUGUGCUCGUGUUUGAAUAUCAACAUCAUUUACUGUUUAGGAGCUGCAUACCACGGAAG
This is a messenger RNA of Aspergillus alliaceus, 1077 nucleotides long. Its product is annotated as mitochondrial 37S ribosomal protein mS41. The coding region runs from base 220 to 957 and encodes 245 amino acids. The transcript has a single exon. Lineage: Eukaryota; Fungi; Ascomycota; Eurotiomycetes; Eurotiales; Aspergillaceae. Gene Ontology annotation, cellular component: mitochondrion. The record is from RefSeq and is a predicted model, not a curated record.